CCACUGAGCCACACCAGCCAGGGUGGGUUUUGUAUUUUAAAGGGCCUUUAUUCCUACCCACAGCUUUGCCUUCUGGAGAGGUUUAGUGGUUUUUGGAUAGCCAGUGGCCUGCCACCUUGGUUUUUUAUUUUAAUUUUUUUAUUUACUUAUUUUUAUUGAGGUAUAAUUGACAUACAGCAUUAUAUUAGUUUCAGGUGUACAACAUAAUGAUUCAAUAUUUGUAUGUAUGCAACUUGGUUUUAAUGAAAACAUACACCCAUGGUCCAAUCCCCUUUUCCUAUCCUGCUGCUUUGGUUUUUAUUUGUUUUUUUAGUAACUUUAACUUAGGCCUCUGUGUUGAAGAUAAACUUUAAAAAAAUCUACAUAUUCCAGAAGUAGCUUUUUGAGGUAGCACAUGGCUUAGUGUGGACUUCGUCAGCUUCCGCCAUGGUGUACUGUGGCCAGGGCCCAAAAGUGCGGAAGGCGAUGGUGCAGCCCAUUAACCUCAUCUUCAGGUCCCUACAAAACAGAUCUCGGAUUCAGGAGUGGCUUUCUGAGCAAGUGAAUGUGUGGAUAGAGGGCUGUGUCAUUGGUUUUGAUGAGUGCAUGAACCUCAUAUUAGAUGAUGCAGAAGAGAUUCACUCUAAAACAGAGUCAAGAAAACAACCAGGUCAGAACGUGCUGAAAGGAGGUAAUAGUACUCUGCUCCAAAGUGUCUCCCCUGGAAGUGACUAGUGAAGUGAGAACCUGAAGCAGUACAGUGUGUGUUUUCUAGGCGUUCUUUGUUGGGAGCAGAGUUCUUAAACAUUCAUGUCAUGUUGAUUACCCUUAUGUCAUUACCAGAUGACAAGAAAUGCUAUGGGUUUUUUUUAUUAACAACACAAACAGAAAUCUAUAGUGACAUUUAUUUUUUGCUGUUUUUUUUUUUAGAAAAUGUUUUCUUUUUCCAUUAUAGUUGAUAUUCAAUAUGAUAUUAGUUUCGGGUAUACAGCAUAGUUGUGAGACAUUUAUUUGACUUAUGAAGUGAUUUCCCCAAUAAGUCUCGUACCCACCUGGCGACUUCUGUAGUUACUACAGUAUUAUUGGCUAUAGUAUUCCCUGUGCUGCGCUUCCCGUCCCUGCGACUGUUCAGUAACCACCACUUCGUACUUCCUAAUCCCUUCACCAUUGCCACUCAGCCCC
This is a messenger RNA of Phyllostomus discolor (pale spear-nosed bat), 1161 nucleotides long. RefSeq names its product small nuclear ribonucleoprotein E-like. Gene Ontology annotation, biological process: mRNA splicing, via spliceosome; spliceosomal snRNP assembly. Bases 427 to 714 code for a protein of 95 amino acids. The record is from RefSeq and is a predicted model, not a curated record. Lineage: Eukaryota; Metazoa; Chordata; Mammalia; Chiroptera; Phyllostomidae. The transcript has a single exon. Gene Ontology annotation, cellular component: U4 snRNP; U2 snRNP; U5 snRNP.